CUGGUGUAUGCCAGUGUGUCUCAACCAACAUAUACAGAAAUCUUGUGAAAAGUACGCAGUAUGAACCAGACGAAAUUCGUAAUAGGAUUUAUCGGUCUCUUGAUGCUUAUCAAUAUGUGUUCAGCCCGCUGGCGAGUUCAUAUUACAAUCGGGAUUCGUAUUAAGAGGCACAGAAAGCGACGUUCUACUGAGGAACUGAAUAAGGGAAAAGAUUACUCCUUUAAUGUGCCGUGUAAUCUUAUUAAUUACGAUAUUGACAACAACGAUGUGAUAAGUAUCGAAGAAUUUGCCGAGGCACUACGACACCACGUAGAAAACACUGGUGUAAGAGAGUUGUUUGUUGUUAUUGAUAAAAACGGAGAUGGAAUUCUCGAUGGUAAAGAAAUUGAUGCGGCUAAGGAAUGUUGAAGAAUUAUUAUGAUGAAGACUAGAACCUACGAAGAUUUUCCGUUGCUCUAUUUUCUUCUGACAAUUUUAAUUCUAUUAAAGCAGUGCAAAAGUUUAAA
Messenger RNA from Mytilus trossulus (common blue mussel), 506 nucleotides. RefSeq lists its product as uncharacterized. Lineage: Eukaryota; Metazoa; Mollusca; Bivalvia; Mytilida; Mytilidae. The transcript is spliced from 5 exons. The record is from RefSeq and is a predicted model, not a curated record. The coding region runs from base 61 to 408 and encodes 115 amino acids. Gene Ontology annotation, molecular function: calcium ion binding.